This is a messenger RNA of Chaetomium strumarium, 591 nucleotides long. RefSeq lists its product as uncharacterized. The coding region runs from base 1 to 591 and encodes 196 amino acids. The transcript is spliced from 4 exons. The record is from RefSeq and is a predicted model, not a curated record. Lineage: Eukaryota; Fungi; Ascomycota; Sordariomycetes; Sordariales; Chaetomiaceae.
AUGGAGUUCAACCCUCCUAGAGCCAUCGUGCACAACGAAGGUUGCGACCUGCACUACUGGUACCAAGGCACGGGCCCGCCUCAUCACCUUCGUGCCCGGCGGCAAUGGCCACGGCCGGCAGUUCAACAACAUGAUCGCCGCCCUAUCCGACAGAUACACACCUGCGCCACCUUCGACCGCCGCCAAAUGCCAGCCAGCCAGGUCCGGCUCAGCAUCCCGCAGCAAGCGCAGGACAUCCGCGCCGUCAUCACGGCCGUUGGGGGGGCCUUCGACAAGCCGCGAGCGAGUUUCGGUGCCAGGCUGCUCGGCUACGACGACGAGGACGAGGGUGUCCCCAAGACAGUGCCGCCCGAGCCUGAGAACGAGUUCCCCGCCCUGUUGGGCUACGUGCCUAACCUGUGGCGGCUGAGGCGGAAUGGGACGAGCAUCGGGGUUAGUGUGCGCGCGGUCCGGAGCAAGGCGAAGAUCUUGGAGUGUCCUAAGCUGCUCGUCCUGGGACACCACCACGGAUUUGGGGUCGAGGCGAAGGAGUUUUUGACGUAUUUGUUGUAUAUGCUGGAGAUUUUGGAGGAUAGAAGGAGAGGGGUAUAG